CUGCUGCUGUUAGAUUUAGCGACGUAUAUAGACGCACUAAUUGUCGCUAUAUGUAAACACGCACUGCCACCACCAAAGAAAAAAAACCAACGGGCUCCGGUGGAACAUACUGCUCUGCGUGUUCGCAGACCAGCUACCGGCGUCCGCCGAGUGGCCGGCUGGCGUCCCAGCUGCGCGCGCUGAACGCGGCCGACGUGCAGCUGUACGAGCACUUCGCGCAGCGCUUCGAGCAGCGCGUGCGCCACUUCGGCCUGGGACGCAUGGCCCGCGAGCUGCGGCUGCUCGAGGAACGCACCCGGCUCUGGUACGGCCGCUGCGUGCGGGACACCAGGCCGCCCGACGACGACAAGCGCAGCUCCACUCGCCUCGGCAGGAAGUUCUGGGUCAGCACCAAGGUGCUGAUGUUCCGCCCCAAGAACGACAGCUCGGAGGAGUGCGUGCGCAUGGUGCUGCCCGAGCUGGUGUUCACCGAGCGACUCCGGAGGAAGCAGUCGGGAAACGCCACGGGGCGCCACUGAGGCCAUGCUGUCACGUCCAACACGCGUCAUCGGUACACAAUCGGUGCACGUGCAAUACUUGAUAUAUACAAAGGACGCGGAAGAUGCUCUUAGUACAAGGACUUUCUGGAGCAGCGGCCUCAACGUGAACUAUGCGAAUUCCUUCGGACUGUGCGUGACGAUGUCGUGAUGUGGUCACGCAAAGAAAGUGUUCUCGUCGGCGGCUGGCUAUAGGCGGCGACCCGGGUUGAGCCUGUGCACCGUGGAGGGCUGCUCUCACGGGCGCAGGCAUUGCAGGCCUCUGCUUUAUGACAUGAUUCUACCGAAAUUUCUACUGCCAAGCCCGGCGUGACGAAAUCGGUGACGUCAGGAUCACCGCAGCUUCUUCGGGAGCAGGCGGGCAAGGUAGCCUGACGCCAUGGAUCGAAGUGCGCAGGCCUUGUGCUAUCCAGGAGGCACAGGGCGGACAACAGCAGGACACAGUGCGUGUAACCGUCAACUCGCUUACACUGCCAUUGGGAUUUUCGAGUACCCGCCGGUUGUUGGAAGGUUUGACCGACCAACAGAUCUCGCCAACGCUUGUCGCGAGAGCGGAUGAAUGAAUGAAAAAAUUAAGCAAGUGAAGGCGAUAUCCUGCCAGCUGGGGAAGAAGAUGACGAACGCGCGAGCAGUGACACGAGCGCGUCUCUGUGACGUGUGCAAUCAAGGCCGAGGAGCAGUCCGGGAAGCGUGUUCGUCUCGCACCGCGGAGUCCCGGGUCCGAUUCCCACCUAGACCGAAAUGUACCACAUUUUAUUAUUGCGAUAGCAAUUAUAUGGACACUUCAACCGAAUUUCUGCCGUCGGCGUCGCCGUCGUCGUCGCCGUGAGGUUCCCUAUAGAUAAAAUCUUCGCUGCGCGCCGUAUGCCCGAGCGGAAGCGUGCGGCGACGCGCGCUAUCACGGAGAGCGAACGCACUCAAUCUCCCACGCGCAAGCAAGGAAGCAGGA
Messenger RNA from Dermacentor silvarum, 1485 nucleotides. RefSeq lists its product as uncharacterized. The record is from RefSeq and is a predicted model, not a curated record. The coding region runs from base 261 to 518 and encodes 85 amino acids. NCBI's taxonomy places the organism in Eukaryota, Metazoa, Arthropoda, Arachnida, Ixodida, Ixodidae. The transcript is spliced from 3 exons.